Rhineura floridana is the source of this 3147-nucleotide messenger RNA. RefSeq names its product intraflagellar transport 81 (gene IFT81). The record is from RefSeq and is a predicted model, not a curated record. Gene Ontology annotation, molecular function: tubulin binding. Lineage: Eukaryota; Metazoa; Chordata; Lepidosauria; Squamata; Rhineuridae. Bases 145 to 2175 code for a protein of 676 amino acids. Gene Ontology annotation, biological process: cilium assembly; intraciliary transport. The transcript has 19 exons. Gene Ontology annotation, cellular component: cilium; centrosome; intraciliary transport particle B.
CCUUCCUUCUUAACCGAACGUCACGCCCGCUGCCAUGUUCGCCACGUGAGCGGAACUGACGCCACAACUGUACCCUAGCAACCGUUACCAAGGGCCUUGGCGACUAAGAUUCUCUUUUUACUAAGAUACCUUCUGGGUGCCAUUAUGAGUGACCAACUUAAAUUUAUCGUUGAGAAGCUCAACAAGGAGCCCUUUAAGAAGAACUUCAAUUUAAUCACAUUUGACUCAUUGGAAUCAAUGCAGCUGUUACAAUUGCUCAAUGAUGUUCUGGGAGAGAUUGACCCAAAGCAUGUUGUUGACAUUAGAGAAGAAUUGCCAGAGCAGACUGCUAAACGGAUGUUGAGCCUUCUUGGCAUUCUUAAAUAUAAACCUCCAGGAGGCACCAGUGACUUGAGUACGUUCCGCCAGGGUUUAGUAAUUGGAAGCAAGCCUGUAAUUCAUCCUGUCUUGCAUUGGCUCCUUCAACGGACAAACGAGCUGAAGAAAAGAGCCUACCUUGCACGCUUCCUAAUCAAAGUGGAUGUGCCAGCCGAGUUCCUUCAAGAUGAUACUGUGGCUGAUACCAAUAGACAGUAUGAAGAGCUGAUGGAAGCCUUCAAAAACCUACAUAAAGAAUGUGAACAGCUUAAGACAUCUGGUUUCUCAACUGCAGAAAUACGAAGGGAUAUCACUGCUAUGGAAGAGGAGAAGGAUCAGCUGAUGAAGAGAGUAGAGCGUCUUAAGAAGCGGGUGGAGACAGUGCAGAAUCAUCAGCGGAUGCUUGAAACAGCAAGGCAGCUUCGAGUAGAGAAGGAGAGAGAGGAAUCUCUUGCCCAGCAGAAGCAAGAGCAGAAAAAUCAGCUGUUUCAUGCAGAGCAGAGGCUGCAAAGAGUCCAACUCCAGCUCAAGGAUAUGCGUCAUGCAGCAGUGGAUUCAAAGCCAGAAAGCUUAAUGAAGAGACUGGAAGAGGAGACAAAGUUCAAUACAUAUUUGGUCUCUGAAAAAUUUCCUAGGGAACUGGAAACGAAGAAGCAAUCACUGUACUUCUUGCAAAAAGUGGUUGCAGAGCCAGCAAUGGGCCAGUCUGAUCUCAACGAACUUGAAGCCAAAAUAAAUGAGGUCAAUGCACAAAUCAAUCAGUUAAUAGAGAAGCGGAUGAUGAAAUACGAACCAAUCGACAGUAAAUUUUCAAUGUAUAGGCAACAGGCCUCCAUCAUUUCCCGGAAGAAGGCAGCCAAAGCCGAAGAACUUCAGGCUGCCAAGGAAGAGCUGUCCAACUUAGAGAGGCAAGUGUUGCAAAAGUCAAGCCAAGCCAGGGAGUUGAACGGUGCAGAAGUCUUGAAAGGGGAUGAGUUUAAGCGUUACGUGAAUAAGCUUCGGAGCAAAAACACACUUUACAAAAAGAAGCGCCUGGAAAUAGCAGAAAUUACAGCUGAGUAUGGCAUCCUGCAGAGAACAGAGGAGCUCCUACAGCAACGCCACGAGGAUAUCCAGCAGCAGCUGCAAGCAAUUGAAGACAAGAAGGGCAUCUCUGGCUAUAGCUAUACACAGGAAGAGCUGGAGAGAGUCUCUGCAGUGAAGAGCGAAAUGGAUGAAAUGAAGGGUCGGACUCUGGAUAACAUGUCCGAAAUGGUGAAAAAACUGAAUGCUAUGGUGGCUGAUAAGAAGUCAAGCCUUGCUCCGAUUAUCAAAGAUUUAAGGCAAUUGCGACAGAAGUGCCAGGAAUUAACCCAAGAAUGCGGAGAGAAAAAAUCCCAGUAUGACAGCUGUGCAGCGGGCUUGGAGAGUAACCGUUCUGCACUGGAGCAGGAGGUGAAGGGCCUUCAUGAGGAAUGUGUUCAGGAGGAAAGCCGCUAUCAUCAUAUCAACUGCAUGAAACGGAUUCUAGAAGUCAACCUUCAGCGCGCUAAAGAUGAGAUGAAGAUGUACGUCUCUUCAGACCCACAGGAAAGAAGAAAGGCAAUCAGGGAACAAUAUUCUCGGAUGAUUACAGAACAUGAAAACCUUGGAAAGAAGCUGCGAGAGAAGCAGAAGGCUGUACGGGAAAGCCAUGGUCCAAAUCUGAAGCAGGUGAAAAUGUGGCGAGAUUUCCAGCUACUCAUGGAGUGCAAGAAGGAAUGUUUUCUCAAGCAGCAAAACCAAGCGUCCAUUGGCCAGGUCAUUCAGGAAGGAGGAGAGGACCGGCUGGUCUUAUGAAUCUAGCUGCUUGGUACCCUGGCACUAUUAAGCAAGGGAUAUUUCCUCAGCAGUUUUAUAGUGAACAUUGGUUUAGUUCUACAACUCUUUCUACACAAGUUAAAUUUCUUGUUGCUGAUGUUCAGGGGCUUAGCUACAAGGGUGGCUGGAAAGAUCUCAGCCUAAAUAGAGAAUGGUGUUGGUUUCCCAAUUUGACUGAGAACCUUUCAGCCACCCCUUGUAUUAGAGAGAGAAGAUAAUGGUCAUUCUACAAGCACUGCAGAUGGAAAGUCACUCCAUCACUUGGAGGCUGGUUUAUGAAUGGUUUAAGCAGUGGGGAAGGGCUCAGAGUGAAAUUACUGCAUGGAAAUGGUAGGCUGAGAGUUGGCUGUUUUGACAGAGAAGCCAAGUUGAAAGAUACUCUCUCCCCAGGCCCAGAAAAGUUGGAGUUCUAAUUCUGGAAAGUAUCUACAUCUGAGCUUAUAUAGCAGGAUAAACUAUGCCAUAGAGCCAAACCGACGUGCAAGAAGCCCAGGUGCCCCACUCAGUUAUGCCCAAAGCUGACAUCUUGCUCCCUCUUGGUCAAGGCUUGAAUUCUUGACACGUCUUCCAGAAUUUUAAACAUGCUUUUUUCUUCAAAAUAUGUACAGGCCUGUAACUUCAUUUAGGGUGAUGUUUAUAUGACCAUCUCCUGGCUCCAGCCAGAGUUGUAUAGUUUCCCAAGGAUGCAGGUUGGAAUGUUUGCCUCCUGAACUCUGGUGAGGUAUACCAGAUCACCACCAUGUGGGAAAAAGAUCAUAUGUUGGUCCUUAGAAGACAGUCUGUGGUUGAGAUCUGGAGACUUUGGAUGAUAAAAACUGGAUAAGCCCUUUGCUGAUCCUGGUUGUUGUGAUUCCUCUGUGGCCUCAUGUUUGUUUAUUUUUACUGUUGUUUUGUCUUUGGUAUUUGUUUAUAUUCUGCACAAAUUUAAUAAAAACAAUUUUUAAACAAGAA